Messenger RNA from Vidua chalybeata, 4399 nucleotides. Its product is annotated as serine/threonine-protein kinase PAK 3-like. Gene Ontology annotation, molecular function: ATP binding; protein serine/threonine kinase activity. Bases 121 to 2877 code for a protein of 918 amino acids. Gene Ontology annotation, cellular component: cytoplasm. The record is from RefSeq and is a predicted model, not a curated record. The transcript is spliced from 23 exons. NCBI's taxonomy places the organism in Eukaryota, Metazoa, Chordata, Aves, Passeriformes, Viduidae. Gene Ontology annotation, biological process: protein phosphorylation; regulation of axonogenesis; regulation of MAPK cascade.
UGCUCAGUGCAGGAUGCUCAGUGCAUCCUCCUGGUUGAGGCACGUGUCAGUGGGCAGCUGCACACUGACAAGAGCCUUGUUUUUUCUCAUGUUGGAGUGAAUCUGCGCAGCAGUGCUACAAUGAUUGAGCAAUUUGCUGCUGCAUUUGUCACUGUUUACGGUGUUUCUUAUUCCGCCUAUUACCUGACUAACCUGGCACGUCACCUGAAGCAUGUAUUCAGCGGUGCUGAUGCUAAGAUGACAGAAGCAGCAGCAGUCUCUGCCCUGGCUCCCUCUGCUCCUGGAGAAGAAGCCAAAGAGGAGCAAAAGGAGCAAGAGGACCACAAGCCUGCAGCUGUGGUCACAGAAGAGCCUGAUGGUUCCAAGAGAAUAACAGAAGCAGCAGCAGUCUCUGCCCUGGCUCCCUCUGCUCCUGGAGAAGAAGCCAAAGAAGAGCAAAAUGCGCAAGAUGACCACAAGCCUGCAGCUGUGGUCACAGCAGAGCCUGAUGCUUCCAAGAGAAUAACAGAAGCAGCAGCAGUCUCUGCCCUGGCUCCCUCUGCUCCUGGAGAAGAAGCCAAAGAGGAGCAAAAUGCGCAAGAUGACCACAAGCCUGCAGCUGUGGUCACAGCAGAGCCUGAUGCUUCCAAGAGAAUAACAGAAGCAGCAGCAGUCUCUGCCCUGGCUCCCUCUGCUCCUCAGGAAGAAGCCAAAGAAGACCAAAAUGCGCAAGAUGACCACAAGCCUGCGGCUGUGGUCACAGCAGAGCCUGAUGCUUCCAAGAGAAUGACAGAAGCAGCAGAAGUCUCUGCCCCGGCUCCCUCUGCUCCUGGAGAAGAAGCCAAAGGGGAGCAAAAGGAGCAAGAGGACCACAAGCCUGCAGCUGUGGUCACAGCAGAGCCUGAUGCUUCCAAGAGAAUGACAGAAGCAGCAGCAGUCUCUGCCCUGGCUCCCUCUGCUCCUGGAGAAGAAGCCAAAGAGGAGCAAAAUGCGCAAGAUGACCACGAGCCUGCAGCUGUGGUCACAGCAGAACCUGAUGGUUCCAAGAGAAUAACAGAAGCAGCAGCAGUCUCUGCCCUGGCUCCCUCUGCUCCUGGAGAAGAAGCCAAAGAGGAGCAAAAUGCGCAAGAUGACCACAAGCCUGCGGCUGUGAUCACAGCAGAGCCUGAUGGCUCCAAGAGAAUAACAGAAACAGCAGCAGUCUCUGCCCUGGCUCCCUCUGCUCCUGGAGAAGAAGCCAAAGAGGAGCAAAAUGCGCAAGAUGACCACAAGCCUGCAGCUGUGGUCACAGAAGAGCCUGAUGGCUCCAAGAGAAUCCUUCCAGAGAAAGAGCAGGAGCAGAUUGCAUUAUCAGAGAUGCCAUGCCAGACUCAGGGAGAGCUGAGAGCCCGAGAGCAGGAAGAGCAGCUCAGGCAGCAGGUGGAAGAGCCACAGGAGAAUGGCCAGAACAUCAAGGCAGAGCCACAAGCAGAGCUGCCCGAAGCUCAGAGUGCCAUCACAGAAGUGAAGAAGAACCAGGAAGACACGAGAAGAAUUCAAGAGGAGAUGAAUGUCCAUCAGCAGAGGGGCGAUCAACAAAACCAGGUGAGUGAAAGAGUGGCAGCCACUCCACUCAUGAAAGAUCCUCUCUCUUGUAUUUUACAGAACUUGAAGGAACAGCUGGACACAGACUUUCAGAAAGCUCACGCUAAGAUCAUGGCAAGGGAGAAGAGGCAGGAGGAAGAAAUUAAAAUCAUCAGAGAAAAACUUAAUCCCCUCCCUCAGGCUCUACAAAAGCAAGUGCAAGUGUUGACAUCUCACCGGGCAGCCGGCAAAGACUUCCGGCAAAUGAGUGGCACUGAAGAGCCCCGAGGCUGGCGUGAGGCACAGGAACUGUCCCCACCAAAGGUGCUACAGAUCUACAAGGGCUUUGUCACCAAACCUGCUGCAGCAGCAUGGUCUAAAGGAGCCUUUGCUCCCCAACCUGAGAAGUGGAGCCGGGGCGGUUUGUUCAUCUCCAGUGCUGGCCCAGCUGCUGCUCAGCAACAGGAGAUCAAGGAUGACUCCCUGGAGCUACUGAGGAAAAUAGUGAACAUGGAAAAUCCCGUGAUGAAAUACACAGAACUGGAAUAUAUUGGCAGAGGGACUUUUGGAGAUGUUUGCAGAGCACUUGACAAUGCCACAGGAGGGCAGGUGGCCAUAAAGAAAAUAAAUCUCCAAGGACCGAGGAAGAAGGAACUAAAAGUCAAUGAACUUAUGCUCAUGAAGACAAAUAAGAAUCCCAAUCUGGUCAACUAUUUAGACAGCUACCUUGUGGAUGGGCAGCUCUGGCUGGUCAUGGAGUACAUGGACGGAGGCACCCUGAGCGAUGUCAUCAGCGAGACCUACCUGUCUGAAGACGAGAUGGCAGCCAUCAGUCGGGAGUGCCUGCAAGGCCUGGAUUUUCUUCACUCGAACCACGUGAUCCACCGAGAUGUGAAGAGCAGCAACAUCCUUCUCAGAACCGACGGCUCUGUCAAGCUGGUUGACUCUGGCCCCUUUGCUCAGCUCAGCCCUGAGCAGAGUCGAUGGAGCUCAGUGGCCAGCAUUUCUGGGUGGAUGGCGCCUGAAGUGGCGACAGGUCAACCAUAUGGCCCCAAAGUGGACAUAUGGUUUUUUGGAAUCGUGGGCAUCGAAAUGGUGGAACGAGAAGUCCCUUACCGGAAUAAAACUGUCUCGCACAUCAGCAUCUGCUGUCGAUUUGGUUGCAUCAGAAGGGAAGAGGAAGCCUGCUGGAGCUCUGUCUCUGAAGGACAAGAAUUUUUCAGUGGAGAGAUUAGACAUGUGGUAAAUAGCCUGAGAAAUGGAGAAACUACUCUUUGCACCCUGAAGAGGAUUGCCUUCAGCCAGCCAUACCAUUGUUUUCCAGUUGCUCAGUGACUAAGGCUAGUAACUAUCUCAAAGCUUACUUUCAUUUCAAUCUCGCUUAUAGUUUCCAUAUUCUAAAAAUCUUUUGCCAGGCAAUCAUAUUUAGAAGGCUUUCCUGUUUCAUCUUCCCCAACACUUUUGCUUUCUUGUUCUUUUUUUAACCACAGCACAUCAAUUUUCCUCCAAACUGUAGCAUCUUUUCCCAAUCCUGUGGGUCUUCAAAACUUUCAGGCUUUCAAAUCAUCCGUACAUUGUUCAGUCUUGCGUGUGGGUGGCCUGGAUAAGUUUAGGAUGUGUUUUUCUCCGACUGCAGUUAGAAUUGUACACUAAACUCUUGGCUGUUUCUGGGUACUUUAACAAGUUGAUGAGCUUGCAGCCAGGUGCCCGGGGCUGGGAUCCAACGUGGGCGGUUGACGCCGGUGCUGUGUUCCUUUACCACAGGAGCAGGGCCAUCCCUGGCUUGCACAGUUCUAAGGACAGUGAGGACUCCAGCUCCCCACCAUGUCCAGUGGCUGAGCUCAGGUGCAGAGAGACAGGAUAAAACCCUCUUUGUAACAUCUGGGGGUGUGGGAAAAGGAAAGAAAGCUGCCAUAUUUAUACUCAAGGGGAGUGUGUUUGCUGUUUUAGGCUUGGAAAUUUUCCUCUGGCUUGAAGAGGAUAAUAACAAAGUCUUUUUGGUCACCAUCUAUUUCAGGGCCACCAGCACAGAGCUGUUAGUAUUGUCAUGGGCAUUUUUAUGGAGACCAGGCCACAGCCUGGUGCCAUGGAGAGCCAGCCAAAACCUCCCAUUUCUUACCCGACAUUUUUUGCAAUGGGGACACCAUUAAUGCAUUGACCUGAGUAUCCAAAUGAGCAGAGGGGGACCAUAGGGAUGGCACUUCUUCUGAUUUGUCCUUGAAAAGGUUUCCUUUUGCCACAUAAAGAAGCUGAAACUUGCAGCUGAGAGACAGAGCUGCAGGUGGCUCCUGUGUGCCCAAGCAGGCAUUUUCAUCCCAAUACAUUUGUGCAGGCAUCUUAAACUGUCUGUGUUGAAUAUGAGAUUGCAAAUAUUUGUUUCCUUACCUGAGGAAUACCUGGCAGAUUUCCUUUCUUGCCUUCCACCUACCGCUGUUUUCUAGAAGAGGAUAAGAAGCUCGAUGAGUUUUGGUUUAUGACCACUGUGCUUAAGGGACCAACAAGCACUGCAGAGAUGCCUUUCAUGUACUAAUCCUUGGAAAUAGCAGAGUUAGUUAGUAUAGCAGAGUCCUUCUUCUCAAAAGAUGUCAAGCUGGUGCGAAUCCUCCAAGAAGGAAACAUGCUUUUGCUGAUGUAGUUCCCACUAACUAGGUCAGUCAAUGAAAUCAGCUGCCAAGGCAAGAUCUGCUGAAUGCUGGAAAAGCUGUGGCUGCAUCAGGGUUUGGGUUUUUGGUUGGUAAAGGAAAGUCAUCUCUGGGUCUCUCCAGGGCAGUUUCUGCAGAGUGGAGCUUAAACAAUGGGAUCUGAGAGAGCAGUUACAGAUGGGAAAGAAGCAGCUGGAGCCUGGUGUUUCCUUUUC